CAAUCGCUCCGCGUGAGUUCAAGUGAUACGACAGAAUCCGGCGAGCUCGCGCUCUUUCUCUCGCGCCCGCUUCCUUCUUUAGAGUCAUGACAGCUGGAAGGCGGAGAGGCUUCGCGACGCCAUAAAGAAACUUUCGGUUUAUGUGUUUUGUGUGGCGUUUACCGCGCAAACGUCAGGAACUAUCUGUCCGCAAUGCUUUUGUUACUUUGUUUAACACCGUAAUCUGUAACAAAAACCUGCAUAUUGACGCGAGUAAAGUGGAAAACUGUAGCCGGUUCCUGAUAUGAGGGUUUAAAGGAGCACAUUCCAGAUCUCAGAGGGAAACUGUUGUAUGACCCUGUUUUAUCAAUCCUGACCCCAGUGGACGAAACGCUCUUGAUGCAUGUGGGUUAAAUUAUUUUAAACUAAUUCCUUACAUACAUCCUUGAGAAGAUAGAACAGACUCCGUCUAUAAAAUAUGGACACAAGUAUUAACUCAAUUUAAAGAAGCACGCAAAGUAACACAUUAUUGUUGUUGUACAUCGUUGGAUAUUUCAACAAUGACGUCCUGGCUGGAGAGCAAUCCUCGGUAUGGUGGACUUCUAAUCAGACAGAAGAAACAUGGUUCUUUAUCACUAAGUGAUCACCAGUUGUGUCUGUAUUUCUUCAUGACAUGUGGAUGGAUCUAGAUAUUAUUAAACUGCACUCGCCUACAUAUAUCAGUGACAUUCCUGCUGUGAAGAAUGAUAUGUCCAAAAAAGAAGAGGCCCAUCAAAGAUGAGGAUUUUUCCGCCAUUGUUGUGCCCUCCAUGAGGGGUCAUGGGUACUUGGAUUACACUGUUGAAAGUCAUCCCUCUAGGGCCAUGCAGGUCAUGGAUGAGUUUCGACAUCAUGAGAUGCUGUGUGAUCUGGUUCUUCAUGUGACGUACAAAGACAAGACAGAGGAUUUUAAGGUACAUAAACUGGUACUGGCCGCCUGCAGUCCGUAUUUCAAAGCCAUGUUCACCAGUAAUUUCAGAGAAUGCCACGCCUCUGAGGUCACCCUAAAAGACGUGUGCCCCCAGGUCUUCAGCCGCCUCAUUGACUUUGCCUACACCUCCCGCAUCACGGUGGGCGAGAAAUGCGUCCUUUACCUUCUCCUGACCGCCAUGCGUUAUCAGAUAGAAGAGGUUGCCAAAGCGUGCUGCGAUUUCCUCACGAAGAACCUGGAGCCGGCGAACGUCAUAGGCAUCUCCAGAUUCGCAGAGGAGAUCGCUUGCAACGAUCUGCACCUUCGUACAAGAGAAUACAUCAACACUCACUUCAACGAGGUAACCAAAGAGGAGGAAUUCUUCAGUUUGUCUCACUGUCAGCUCCUGGAGUUGAUCAGUCAAGACAGUAUAAAGGUGCUAUGUGAGACCGAGGUCUACAGAGCCUGCAUCGACUGGGUCCGCUGGGACACUGACAACCGUGCCCAGUACUUCCAUGCCCUCCUGAAUGCGGUCCACAUCUACGCCCUGCCGCCCACGUUCCUCAAAAGACAACUGCAGUCCUGCCCCAUUCUCAGCAAAGCCAACUCCUGCAAGGACUUCCUGUCCAAGAUCUUUCAGGAGAUGGCUCUCAGAAAACCCUUGCCUCCCCCUCCUCAUCGCGGGACCCAGCUAAUCUACAUAGCUGGGGGUUACAGGCAACACUCCCUGGACUCUUUAGAGGCCUUCAAUCCGAAGAAGAACGUCUGGCUAAAGCUAGCGGGGAUGGAAUCUCCCUGUAGCGGCUUAGGGGCCUGCGUGUUAUUCGGCCUUCUUUAUGCAGUCGGCGGACGGAACCUCUCUUUGCAGAACAACACCGAGUCUAGAUCUUUGUCCUGCUACAACCCCAUGACAAACCAGUGGACCCAGCUGGCUCUGCUCAACACGCCCAGAAACAGAGUGGGUGUUGGGGUCAUUGACGGGAGCAUUUAUGCCGUAGGGGGUUCACAUGCCUCUACACAUCACAACAGCGUUGAGAGGUAUGAUCCAGAGACAAACCGCUGGACAUUUGUGGCUCCUAUGUCAGUAGCACGACUGGGGGCUGGCGUUGCCACGUGCGGAGGGCAUCUAUAUGUGGUCGGUGGGUUUGACGGAGAUCAUCGAUGGAACACAGUGGAACGCUAUCAACCAGACAAUAACACCUGGCAGCAGGUGGCACCUAUGAACACCGUUCGGAGCGGUCUCGGCUUGGUGUGUCUGGACACUUACCUCUAUGCAAUUGGUGGCUAUGAUGGUCAAACUCAGCUCAAGUCAAUGGAGAGAUAUAAUACAACAUGUGAUGUUUGGGAGCCCAUGGCCUGUAUGAACCAGUGCCGCAGUGCACAUGGAGUGACAGUCUUCCAAUGCAGUAUAUAUGUGUUAGGUGGAUUUAAUCAAGGCGGUUUCUUAUCCUGCGUGGAGUGCUACUGUCCAUGCAGUAAUGUAUGGACGUAUUUAACAGACAUGCCUAUUGGCCGCAGUGGGAUGGGUGUUGCUGUAACCAUGGAACCGUGCCCUGGAAUUCUACCAGAAGAGGAAGAGGAAGAGGAAGAGGAGGAGGUGUGACGGUUUCAGUACAUUUCUGCUGGAUGGAUUCCAGGAAACCCAGCAGUCAUGGUGACACCAAGAAAAAGGGGCUUUGGUAAACCGGACAGUACGUCACUCACAAGACCAUUAAUGUGGUGAAUGUUGGUAUAUGGUUACGUCUCAAAGUAGAUUGAUGUUGAACAAUGGGUCAGGAAUGCAUCCUGGCUAAUACUCAGCAAAAAAGCAAGUCCACUCACUGUCUCCACAUGUUAUGGUUUACAGAAAGUGGCUCAUUUCCAGAUUUAGUCUCAGUGGUUUGUUUACCCAGUGAUCGCUGUUUAAUCCAGACACACGGAGGCCAUGUAAAUUUCCAACUUUAUCAUAAGACAUCUAGUCAACAAUGGCACACCGAGCAAACAGAUUCCAGUCCUUUGGCUAUUCUCUGUGUUGCAGGAUGUGAGGUGUGUGUGAUCAGCGGGAAAUAGAUCUCUCACACACCAACACGUGCUCACAGACACACAGACGAGGCCUUGUUUUGGCUCAUAUUGAAACCUGAUUGGAUGGGAGCAGAGGCCGUCUCUUCCCAGAGCCUGACAAUAUAUUUGAUGACUCACAUGGCAAAGUCAUGACGCAUUCUCCAGCACACGCGCACACACGCACAAACAUCCAACAACAAAUCUCAGGCGCUGCAUUCUUGAUCCGGUGUGACACAUAGCCGCCUUUCAUAAUGCUAGAUGUACUCUGAAGGACUCGCAAUGCUUGGAACGUGAAUACUGACUGGUCAAACAACUAAGCUUGUGACGCCAACCAACGUGAACUCUAGCAGACAUUACGAAUGCAGAGGUGUGGGCUGCAAAAAUGUUUAAUGUGCCUCCCGUACUGGAAAUGACUCACUAAAGCACAUAAAGAUAUUAUAACCACAGCUGACUAAUUUAUUGUCAAUCGCGUAUCUAAGGAGUCGCAUAAGAAAAAUGAUUUAAUCAUUUUAAUAUUAGUAAUCUAAUCUCAAAUGAUAUGGCAUUUGAUUCAUUUGACUUGAAUAGUUCAUUACUCUGUUGUCAUUUUGAACCUGUGAUUUUCUGUCUUCUGCAAAACACAAAAGAAGAUAUUUUGAAAAACGUUGGUAACCAAAAACCGUCGGACCCCAUUGACUUCUAUUGCAUGGACACGAAACCAAUGCAAUUCAAUGGGACCAACAUUUUUCUAAAUAUCUUCUUUUAUGUUCAGCAGAAGAAACUCAUACAGGUUUGAUAUGACAAAAGGGCACAUAAAUAAUAUAGAUUUUUCAUUUUGAUGUUGAUCUAUUCCUUUAAACUAAAUCUCUGCACAUAGGAGGCGCAUAGAUGCUGUAACCAUAUAAUGUUCUUUAAAAAAAUGAACUAGGACUGACAUCAAUGACGAAAAAGACUGUGGUAUCCCACUGCUGGUUUCUUAGUGUCCUGAUCUGUCUAAAGCAGCUAUUAAUGUCAGUCCUCAGUUUACUAAAGAGGGGAACAUGCAACAGUUCAGCAAUGCCAUAUGGCCGCAGCCCAAUACCUCAAUUGUAGUGUCAUGAAACUGCAUACUAUAUUUAAGGUCUAAACUUAUCAUUUUAAGCUUUAUCAGCUAUGUGUACAUUUGGUUGCUGGCUUAGGAUACACAUGGGCUCCAGUUUUGGAUAACAAAUCCAUAUGACCUUGACAGAUGUCAAUCAUACAUGUUUACUGUAAACCUUCUGCAGUGACAAUAUCAAAUGAUCUUUUAAUGUUUAUUACAAGAUAACCAACCACUGUUAAAUAAAUUUUACUCAAAUCA
Messenger RNA from Triplophysa dalaica, 4286 nucleotides. It is a transcript of the gene keap1a, whose product is annotated as kelch-like ECH-associated protein 1a. Lineage: Eukaryota; Metazoa; Chordata; Actinopteri; Cypriniformes; Nemacheilidae. The transcript has 8 exons. The coding region runs from base 723 to 2531 and encodes 602 amino acids. The record is from RefSeq and is a predicted model, not a curated record. Gene Ontology annotation, molecular function: protein binding.